Triticum urartu is the source of this 407-nucleotide messenger RNA. NCBI's taxonomy places the organism in Eukaryota, Viridiplantae, Streptophyta, Magnoliopsida, Poales, Poaceae. The record is from RefSeq and is a predicted model, not a curated record.
CCGCGGGAGCCAGCCCCGCGCCGGCGGCAUGCCGGCCCCGUUCUAAGCAGAGCAAAGACAGAGACCGUCAGAGACCCCGAGAUCGACAGAAGUGGAAUGGACGACUUCUUGGCCGCGAGCGAGCGAGGCCGCGGUGCAGUGUAAAUACAGCAUAGGAAACGGGAGGGAGGGAGGUGGCAUCGUGUCGAGAGAAGCCGGCGUGGUGCCGGGGCGUGCCGUUGUACAUGGAGAGCCCGGUGCCGGGGCCUGGCCGGCUGGGUUGAUUCUUUUGUUCUUACUACCUUGUACUCUCAAUGCGGAUGUAGCUCUUUCUUCUCACUCCUCACUAGUAGAAUCGACCGACCGAAUACAUAUGUAGCUCUGUUCUUUCCUUCUCUUCAGUAGAAAUCAACCAAAUUUUGCUGUUA